Molecule: messenger RNA, 736 nt
Organism: Loxodonta africana (African savanna elephant)
Lineage: Eukaryota; Metazoa; Chordata; Mammalia; Proboscidea; Elephantidae
Gene: GCHFR
Product: GTP cyclohydrolase I feedback regulator
Exons: 3
Coding region: 118-372 (84 amino acids)
Biological process (GO): negative regulation of biosynthetic process
Cellular component (GO): nucleus; cytoplasm
Molecular function (GO): GTP cyclohydrolase binding
Source: RefSeq, a predicted model, not a curated record
GCCAGAGCAGGAGUAACGGGACGCGGGCGGCUGGGUCGCAGUCCCGAAGCCCGGGGGGCUGGCGUCGGCUCGGAGUCGGAGGCCGCGCGGUGGGGGCCCGGCCGUGACGCACGCACCAUGCCCUACCUGCUCAUCAGCACCCAGAUCCGCAUGGAGGUGGGCCCCACCAUGGUGGGCGAUGAGCACUCGGAUCCGGAGCUGAUGCAGCAUCUGGGGGCCUCGAAGAGAAGCGUCCUGGGAAACAACUUCUGUGAAUACUACGUCAAUGACCCUCCUCGCAUAGUCCUGGACAAGCUGGAACGCAGGGGCUUCCGUGUGCUGAGCAUGACAGGGGUGGGCCAGACGCUGGUGUGGUGCCUGCACAAGGAGUGACCUCACGCUGAGUGAACGGGGUAACCCAGCCCUGGAGCCGCUACUGAGGACCCAGCCCCCAGGCAUGCCUCACUGACCGCCCUGCCCCUCUUCCCAAACUGUCACUGCCCCUCUUCCCAAACCAUCACUGUCUGUCCAGCACCGAUGGGCAGGGAUGGCUUUCUCUGAAACCCUGCCCCAGUCAGUGAGGGAGAGCAGGGCUCCUUGCCUGGUGCUCCUGAGGACCCUGGAGUAGGCCAUGUUCUGUGGGCAGGAUGAGCAGCCCGGCCCAGAGCCAGGCACCCCAGUCAAGGAUGACUCCAGGGUGGGUCCUGCGUAGCUAGUCCAAACUAAUAAAGGGCUAUGAUGAGUGGUUACUCCUCUG